This is a messenger RNA of Lolium perenne, 2118 nucleotides long. Its product is annotated as F-box protein At5g07610-like. NCBI's taxonomy places the organism in Eukaryota, Viridiplantae, Streptophyta, Magnoliopsida, Poales, Poaceae. The record is from RefSeq and is a predicted model, not a curated record. Gene Ontology annotation, molecular function: protein binding.
AUGGAUGGGAACAAAGCACCCUGUCCGUAUUUUUAGGUGCGUCCCUUUCGAUUUCCUUUCUCCAAGGCCACAAAUAAUCAUAAUCUUUCGUCUCCAACGCCCAAUGCUUCUCCACCGAUGGACCUCUGUAGCAACCCCGCCGCCAACCUCACCGACGACCUAAUUAUCGAGAUCCUCUCUCUGCUCCCAGCCAAAUCGCUCUGCCGCUUCAAGUGCGUCUCCCGCCACUGGCGCGGCCUCAUCUCCGACCCCGCCCACCGCAAGAGGUUCCCCCAGACCCUCUCCGGCUUCUUCUUCAACCGCAUCGGGCACUCGGGCGUGGCUCCCUCUUUCGCCGGCUUCUCGGGGAACCAGCAAGACCAGCCCUUUUCCGAUCCAGCGCUGUCCUUCUCACGCGGCUACAAGCAUACCGUUCUCAAGGACCACUGCAAUGGUCUUCUCCUCUGCAACUGCUCGCAUGAGUAUCCGCCAGAAGAGUUCGAUCGAGUUGUGUACAAUCCCGCCACCGAGAAAUGGCGAGUAGUCCCCGGGUACAUGGAUCGCAAGGUGCCAGUGCACCUGUGUUUCGAUCCGGCCGUCUCCUCGCACUUCCACCUGGUUGCGCUGCUGCAGGAAGAUCGGGUUGGAUGCAUCACUGGUUUGGAGAUCUACUCGUCCCAGACCGGAGAGUGGAGCCAGAGGGAAACUGGUUGGGAUGAUGAAACUCAGAAGAUAGCUUCUGCAUCAGGAAGUGUCUUUCUCAAUGGCAUGCUGAAUUUGGUCACUGAUGAUCCUGCGGUAGUGGCCGUGGACAUGGAGGGGAAGACAUGGAGGACUAUCCCUAUCCGAUCGCUGAAGAACGUGGUUGCUGAAAUCUUUGCUUUUGGGAGUGAUGGUUUUAUUUCUCAAACUCAGGGACGCCUUUGUUAUGUCAGUUACACUAGGAAAAGGUAUCCAUCCAAUCUAUCUGUCUGGAUCCUGGAGGACUAUUGCCGCGGUGAAUGGGUCUUUAAGUACAGCAUCACCCCUUGUUCUUCUCAGCUUUCCACGAAGAAAGAUUUCAUUUUUCAGGACUACAAUGUGAUUGCUGUUCAUCCAGAGUGUUCACUGGUUUUCCUUUUCCUCAAGAGUGAGAAUGCGCUGGUUUCGUAUGACAAGGAUCGUGGUGAAGUUUCUGUUAUCCGCAAUCUUGAAUAUGAUUUCUGCGGGCCAUAUCUUCCAUAUGUACCCUUGUUCUCUGAGUCACCGGCUGAUCAGAACUAGAAGUGGUGUAUACCCUACAAAGUUUGAAGUGAAGAUGCCCAUUUACUACAUUGGAUGAGAGUGAAGCUCGGGUCGUGCGCUUGUUAACAAAUUGAGGCAUGAGACCUUGGUAAAUCUGCUUGAUCAUUUGACACUUUCUGUAAGCUUGUUGAUGUACUCUGGCUUGUUCUAGGAAAUAUUGAUUAGUCAAGAAGACUGCAAAAAUAUGAUUUUUAAAGAUAUAUGUUUAUCUGAUUCUACUCUUUUGCUUGUUUAUACUGUUCCUAAAUAUUUGCCUGCACCUACGAUACUUGUGAUCCAUGUGAGAGUACACGUUUCUUGUGCUUUCAGGAGGAGAUUACACAUGGAUUUUCUCUUUCUUCUUUUAUUCUAUCGCUCAGUUGGAAAAUGCAUGGUGCACUGCCUGAUUUUCUAUCUGGUUGAGCGCAAACAUAAAGCUUUGCACCAUUCAUUGCAAAUGUGAAUAGUUGAAGUUGAUUUUGACAGAUAUACUGCUGGAAGUUUCCAUCAGAGGCCAAAAUUCUCAUUCGCCUUGGAACAGGUAAUCAAGGAUAUCACAGUUCGGUUGUAAAUAGAUACGCUUAUUAUUUGUUCUCUCUAUUUACUCUCUGAAAACAGUACCCUGGUACUACAAGGGUGAACAAGUUUCACGCCCAUACUGCUUAAGUUAAGGUGAUCGCACAUUCAUGCUCCACUGUUUAUCCUUCAUGUACAUCCUAGAUCCUACAUUCUUAAAUAGGAUAAAUGCAUCCGACGUUGGCAGCGUCAUGUUCUGAUGAGUAUUAGGAGCUAUUCUCAGGAAGGAAAUUAAUGCUAGUUCAGUUCUGCACAAGCUCGAGUGAGUGAUCCUUGUAUCUUCGCCAUCUGAGUAGGUAA